Papilio machaon (common yellow swallowtail) is the source of this 1715-nucleotide messenger RNA. RefSeq names its product rab11 family-interacting protein 2 (gene Rip11). Gene Ontology annotation, cellular component: intracellular membrane-bounded organelle. The record is from RefSeq and is a predicted model, not a curated record. Gene Ontology annotation, biological process: regulated exocytosis. Bases 165 to 1592 code for a protein of 475 amino acids. NCBI's taxonomy places the organism in Eukaryota, Metazoa, Arthropoda, Insecta, Lepidoptera, Papilionidae. The transcript has a single exon. Gene Ontology annotation, molecular function: small GTPase binding.
CUGAAAUGAUGCGACUGAACGGGAACGUAACUCAACAAACAAAUGGUGACGGGUGACGGUCUAUGAUUAUUGACUACGACAGCUCAUCGUUUGUAUAACAGUAAUUUUUUUGUACAUUCUAUCAACAAAAAUAUUGCUAAAUUAUUACUGUUUCUUUUAUUAAAAUGUGGGACCCGACACAUGUGCAAGUAACAGUCCAAAGAGCCCGCGGAUUAUUAAUUAAAGGUAAAAACGGUACAAAUAACUGUUUUGUUACUAUUGCCCUCGGUAAAGAAAAGUUUCAAACUUCCGUGAAACACAAAGCUACUGAGAACGUCGAAUGGUUAGAAGAAUGUGAACUACGUAUUCCAACUCACGGUAAUACUGCUGAAAUCGUUUUGAAAGUUUACGACGAGGAUUUUGUAAAGGACCACUUACUAGGUCAAGUAUCGAUUCCGUUAAAAGACCUCGAUGUCUAUGAACGUCCAAGAAAUCGCUGGUAUGCAUUGCAAGGUAAAACUGGGAAAGAAAAUGAUAAGAAAAGAGGCGAGCUUGAAGUAAAAAUAGGUUUUACAGUAAAAGAAGGAAGCCUGACAGAUCUUAGUAAAAAAGAAAAACAUAAAUCAUCUUUGUCAAGUAUUGCUCAGAAUGUAGGCGGAAGCCUUAUGAGUAUCGGAAGUAUUGAAAAACGUAAAGGUAUCAAGAAAUUUGCUAAGAAUCUGGGUUCUAAAAUUAAUCUGACCAAGAAAGAUAAAAAAAGUGAUACUUUAUCACUUGAUGGCAGUGUGGGAAAUCUCAAAACUCCGACUUUGCUGACGCCUGACCAUUCAACACCUAAAAGAUUGUCAGGAGAAGCAGACCCUGGUGUAAUUAGUGAAGAUGAAGAUGAAUUUGCUUUUGAUGACCUGUCCCAUAAAAGUUCUGGGAGUUCACUAAAUGUCCACACACUACCAAGAGGGCACAAAUAUACUCCAUCGCCAGUUAAUGCCUCCCUUGAAAACCUGGGAGGUGGAGAAUUCUUAAGAAGAUCAACAAGCAGUAACUUAGCAGUACCUGAUAAGUUAGCACCUCAAAAACCUGUCCGCUUGAGUUUAGACACAUUCACAGCUCCCCAGCUGCCCGCUCAAGUGAUAGAUAAAAAUGAUGAGUGGUCCCAAAAACUUUACUCCCGUCCAAAAUCUAACAGUCAGAGUACUAUUGACAGAGAAAAGUCAUCAAGUCUAGAAAGAAAUAAGAAACUAGAUAGUCCCAGUUCUCUGAAAGAAAAGCCUAGCCCAAAGUUCUUUAAAAAAUUUGGUAACAAUAACAAACCAAAAAAAUUGUUAGAGGAGCGAAUUAUUGUUGGUGAAGAGAACAUUGUUGAAGAAGAUGCUAUCAAUCCAGCCUUUAAUAACAUUCCCAAGACAGUCUUGCAGCAGUUUGAUGGAAAGACAAGAGAAGAUUUAAUUGUCAUGAUCUACAACAUGCAAAAAGAUGCAGAAGCUGAAAAGAAGAAGAAUAAAGAUUUAGAAAAUUAUUUAGAUGAAUUGUUACUUCGAGUUAUGGAAACAACUCCAAGAAUCUUACAAAACCCAUACACAAGAAAUAACAGUAUGCAUAUGAGGAACAAGUGAAUUUAAAACUUUCCAAAAUCUAUAUUUACUAUAUCAGAAGUGAAUUAUAUUGAUAUGAUAAUCACUAUUUUGAAAAAAAAAAAACUUUACAGAAUUGAGUCCAUCCAAAAUAAAAUUAUUAAU